Messenger RNA from Pieris brassicae (large cabbage white), 3608 nucleotides. It is a transcript of the gene gry, whose product is annotated as trafficking protein particle complex subunit 11. Gene Ontology annotation, cellular component: cytoplasm. NCBI's taxonomy places the organism in Eukaryota, Metazoa, Arthropoda, Insecta, Lepidoptera, Pieridae. The coding region runs from base 182 to 3493 and encodes 1103 amino acids. The record is from RefSeq and is a predicted model, not a curated record. The transcript has a single exon.
UGGAAAAUCUAGCAAAAAUUCAGUCGUAUCAGUCCUGAAUUUCUCUCCUGUGCAGUUCAUUAAAUUUAAUACAAUUAUAUCAAUGGAAACAUGCAAAUAUGUAUUUGUGACAGUGUAGUUUUGCAAAUUGUACGUUUUUGUACGUAUAAAAUUAAAGUUGAAUACGAAGUUAGAAAUAAUUAUGGCGUCGCAACCUAGUGAUAACACUGAGUUUCCACCAGAAAUUAUUCAGAAACCUCUAGCUUUAAUUGGACUCUCUGGACUAGAUACUAUCAAUAACGCAAUUCAUAAAACCAUAUGGGAUGCUUUUUCUAACAACCGACGGCCUGAUCGAGCCUCGGUAAGAUUUAAAUUACUCAACAAUACUUUUGAAUAUCCAGUGGUAAAGCCUAAACGAAAUUCUUAUGAGUGGUACAUCCCUAAAGGGAUUUUAAAGAAAAACUGGAUACCCAAAAGGAUAUCUUUAAUACCUGCUGUUAUAGUUAUAUUUUAUGACAUGGAAUGGAAUGACCCACAAUGUAAUGAGAAAAUUAUAGAAUGCGCUUCAAGAGUCCAGUCUAUAAGAGCAGCGGUGGAGGGUCAUGCAACUCGCGUUGCUGUAGUAGUAGUUCAAAGUGGCCUUUCUCCUCCACCUUCAGAAUACAUGCUUGGUGCAGAAAGAGCUCAAGCACUGUGUGCUGCUUGUGAAAUACAAUCUAAAUCAUUGUUUGUUCUUCCACAUAGUGAUCACCUCAUGGGCUACAUCAUAAGACUAGAGAAUGCAUUUUAUGAUAUAGCCCAAAACUAUUAUCAUCAUGAAACUAAAAAUAUAAAGCAACAUAGAGAUCAUUUGAAUAAGACCACACAUCAAUAUCUAUUUGUUCGUCAUCAAUUUAAACUUGGUUUUUUAAAUGAAAUGAAACAGGAUUUUAGUACAGCACACAAACAUUAUAUGCAUGCUUUUAAUAAUUUACUGGAAACACGCCAAGUGGAUACAAAUAUUCAUGAAAUUAGAACAGUGGCAGGAUAUUUAAAUUACAAGUUAUGUAAACUACUUUUUGCCUUAAAUCUACCAAGAGAUGCUAUUGCGCAGCUUAAAAAUCAUAUUGAAAGAUAUAAAAGCAGAAUUGGCCCAACAGAACUUCUGUUUGAACACUAUGCAUGGGUUGCUAGGCAGUAUAGUGCCUUUGGUGAAUUGUUUGAUGAAGCAAUUAGAGCUGGACUUCCAGCUAUACAGUCACAACAUCCAGGUUUUUAUUACCAGUAUGCAGCCCAAUUUACUGUGAAGAGAAGACAAGCCAUGAGAUCAGUUUGUUGUGAGGCACUUCAGUAUCCGGCUCCUCCUGAUCCCAUGGAGGGUAUAGUUGAAUUUUAUGGCCAGCGCCCAUGGCGACCAGGAAGACUUAGUGCUGAUCCUCAUGAUCCACAAAAAGAACAAGGUGCAGUUUUAGCACUCCAAUAUAAUGAAAGAAUUUUUAAUCACUCUGCAAUGAUCAUAAGUUUUUUAGGAUGUGCAAUAUCGCAAUUCAAAACAUUCCACUCUCCUCGGAUGAGGAAGCAAUUAGUUGUUGAAAUGGCAAAUGAAUAUUAUUAUUGUUCUGACUAUGGCAAAGCCCUCACCUUGUUAACACAUAUGCUCUGGGAUUACAGAAGAGAGAAAUGGUGGUUUCUUGCAUCCCAUGUUCUCAAUCGAGCCUUACAAUGUGCUUACCUAUCUGCAAAGGUACAGGAUUAUAUUCAGCUUUCUGUUGAGGCAUUAUCAAAAAACAUACAGGUACCAAACAAUGAUAAAAAUAGAAUAUUUCGAAAUAUCAUGUCGGUUUUAAACUGUACCAUUCCUACACCUGAACCAGAUAUCCCAAAUACAUCACAGAAUAAAGCUGUAGAAUUGUGGCAUAAUGUUAUAGAGAAAGAUCCUUUGCUCAUAGCUAUUGAUAUGGUUAAUAUUUCGAGUUUUUUAGAGGUAAAAACUAAAUUUUUGCAAUCAAAGUACAGAAUGGAUGAAGGUAUUGUUGUGGAAAUUUAUGUAAGGCAUACUCAUAAUGCUUCUCUUGAAAUAAAACAGGCUUACCUUACAAUAUCUAGUAAUACAGAAACAAUAGAAAUUCAGAUAACUAAAGAAGGCAUCCCAUGUUUUACCAUACAAAAAGAUAAAGUACAUAGAUUUUUGUGCCACUUCAAAUCAAAUCCCCAAGACAUAGGCUCACAAUUACAUAUACGAAAUGUGUCUUUUAUCCUUGAAGCAAAUCAAACUAGAAAAAUUAUAUUUAAUUUUAAAAUAGAGGAUAAUAAAUCUACUAACUUGUUUGUACAUCCUGAAUUACUGCAUUUUAUUAUGAAACCAAAAACUGAUUUUGAAUUUGAUUGCAUUGUACCUUCAACAUCAGCUGCAAUUAUGUCAAGAGAAUGCCAGCUAUCUAUGAGUAUAUCUAAUAAUGUUCCUGCACUUCAAGGAGAGUGGUUUCCAACCAUUUUUACUAUCACAAAUGAUGAGGAAUGUCCUGUUUUUGAAAUCACAAUUUCGCUGUCACUUGUCAGCUCUCAUGAUAACCCCAACCCUGAAUCAGUGACUGAAUUAAGUCUUAAAGCAAGUGAGUCCCAAACUCAACCUUUAACAAUUAAUGUGGCAAAUAUUAAUCAAUCAUCUAGCUACUCAAACAAGUUCUACUUGAAAAGCAAUAAAACUGCCAGUAUUAUGGUACAAAUUAAAGUAUCUUACUUUAUCGCUUUCAAUGAAACUCCAAGAUUGCAAUGUAUGAAAGAGUUUCUUACUAAGAUUACUGUAAUUAAACCCUUUGAAGUUAAUGUCAAUUUUUUAGAUUUAAAUUUCAAACCAAUUACAAAGUGCUUUAUAGAUGAUGCUUUUAUAGUUUUGCCUCAAAUAAAAAUAUUAAGUCCAUGGCCGUUAGUAAUACUUGACACAGAGUUAGAAAACAUUGAUUGCCUUGAGCACUGUGAUGAUGAAUCCCAAUCAUGUAUAAAAAAUCUGGAGGUAAAUGAUGAAGAUGUUGCUUCUGAUGCUGUUUGUUUAAGAGCAAAAAAUAUGCCUAAAGAUCUACCAACUAGACUUGGACUUUACAAUAUUAAAUGGAAAAGAAAAGAAGAAACUGAUGGCCUAUUUGUUAUGAGCACUACUGCUUUACCAGCGUUGCCCAUAGACAACUGUCCCAUAUCCAUAGAGGUAAAUUAUCCAGAGGUAGUGGAGUUGCAGACAAGUGUGCCUUUAAAAUGUGUUCUCAAAGGAAACACCAACAUCCCUGUGAGGCUUAACAUAACUGUAGAAGGAACUGAUUCCUACAUGUUUUCAGGAUAUAAAAAGUUUUCUGUUACAGUUCCUCCAAAGGAGAUAGUGGAAUUGUGCUACAACAUUCAUCCCAUGGUUGCUGGAAACACUAUACCUCCACGGUUAAAAGCAACAUUGUUGGGAAAUUCUUCAAGGCAAGAUGCAAUAAAAGAAAUGUUUGAGAAGAACUUUCCACACAAUAUCUUUGUUAUGCCUAAGUACAAUAAAUAAAAAUACUUGUGUUAGUGUUGUGUAGAAAUAAAUUUUAUCUAGUUUGUAUAUAGUAUGAACAAAUUAUGUCAUUAUAUUAUAGUUACCUUAUAACAACUACAAUUAUUAAUAAAUU